CAGGCUUGCCCAUGAGCACAUCCUUAACAGUUGCCCCACAACUCGGUAAUCCUUAUGCUAACUCUGUUGCUGGGAUGAGUGUCAACUCUGUUGCUGGGAUGAGUGUCAACUAUGUCCCCACCUCCUCAACUAUGGCAUCAAUGUCCCACCUCGACUUGAACCCUAUGGCAAACACUCCAUCUAGCAAGCAACACGCAAGAAAAAAGUACGUUUUAAUUAUUGUACAUUUACCGAUGCUACAUGAAGAAAACCCACGACUUCGGUGGUACAGUAUAAUCAUGAACGCAAGUGCCUUUCGCCUCUGACAUCGUGGGUUCGAUUCUCGCUACGGAGUCAAGUUACUUAUGUGAAGGGUCCGUCAACGCUCCAAUCCUGGGUUUUCUCUCGGUACUCUGGUUUCCUCCCACAGGGAAUGUGAACAGGAUGGUUUGGGAUUAGCCCCUUAAGCAGGAGUAAUACGCGCAACAAAAUCUGAUUUCAACGUAUGUUAAGUAGAAAUGUUGACAUAUGUUGCCUCGUGAUUUGUAAUAUAUGUGUGAACAUUUUCAAUUAACAUGUGUUGAAAUCAGAUUUUGUUGCAAGUUGCAGCAAUUUUGUUGCUCGUAUUACUCCACCUUUAACUGUGUCUUCCACCGUAGCUGUUGUUCCAUGAUCAUGUGUCACGACGUGACUGCUAGAGGCGCCCUUAGAAAGAGUUCGACUCGAUCAACUUGAGCUGCAUCGUUCACAAGUUAGCUUAGCUCUUAGCUGCAAGUAAGGAUGAUUAGCAAAAUUGUAAUCUUAAUGUUUUAGACAAAAGACGUCUGCUGCAGCUGGGACCCCUGUAUCGACGGUCGAUCAAGUUCCCUUACAAACUGAAGUGAUAUCUCAAGCUGUUGACUGGGUUUAUGAUCCUAAUGAACCUCGAUAUUGUUUGUGUAAUCAGGUGUGUAAUUGUGUCAUCUUCUUGGAGGGGGGUUGCGACGCGCAGGCAAAGCAGAACAUGGAUGCUGACUGAGGGUUUUUUCUUUUUCACUUGUAGGUAUCCUAUGGAGAGAUGGUCGGCUGUGACAAUCCUAACGUAAGUGUAUUUCUAAAUCAACUCGUGCUUGCAGAUUGUAUUUAUGUUAGGCAGGGGCCUAGCCAGGAUUAGCAAUCUACCCGUCCAAAAGUGCUAGGCCAAUUCUCCCCUCCCCAAAAACACUAUGUUUCCCUUGGAAUAAAUUUGAAAUCAGACCUUCUAAGAUUAACCUAGGGUUAAGCUAAUCCAGCUUUCAACAACUGGUCCCUGGAGAUAGUGUCGCUGCUUGGCUCCCUAACUUCUACAGCCAUAAAUCAACGUUUUUUUAAUGAUUACGUUUUUCUUACGUGUUUGUCAAAUCUCACUUUUUCUUAUAGUGUCGGAUCGAAUGGUUCCACUAUGGUUGUGUGGGAAUUACUGACCCACCCAAAGGGAAAUGGUUUUGUCCCAACUGUACUGUUCUCAUGUCUAAGAAGAAACGAAGAUGAUCGUAGGGUGUCGCCGCUAUUUGAAGGUGGGAGCGUUUUGAGGUCGAUCUCCCAGACCUUGAAAAAGUACAUCUAAUGUUCCUCGGUUCUUGAAUUUGCCUUUUUCAAAUGUCCUCAAAAGUGCGUAAAAACAAAAGAAAAAUAUGACCAUACGUUACGCUAUGAUCAGAUUAUGUAUGCAACAACAAAUUAUACUUGACUGUAGUUAUGUUUCACGUCUCAACAGACAGAUAAGGAAAUAUGAGAUAAUGAUUGCUUAAGAUUCUGAUCUCCUAUAACGUAUUUGUGAAAAUGUUCCGCGAUUUCACGCUGAGGCAAAUCAUCCUUAAGAUCCCACUUUUCUCCAGGGGCCGGUUGUAUGCAACUCUUAAUCACUUUUUUAAUCACUAUUUUGUAGUUAAAUAGUGAUUAACUCUCAAAUAGGCGCUUCUUAUUGGAUGACGUUUGCACUUAACCAUAGUUAACUUUAAUCACUUUUUUAUACAACCGGCCCCAGGUCUGCGGUGGAUCUCCCAUACCUAGAGAAAGCACGGCUAAGGCCAAGCCUUGCUGUGUAAACACGACUUUAGUAACAUAACACGAGACCCAUGGAUCUGAAUAGCAGGCUCCGUAGUCUAUACUGAUUCAGAGAAUAAUCUUGAAUGCCCUGUGCCAUUGUAGGUAGUGGCAAUAAUAACAAGCUUUCGUUAGUAGGGAUAUGCAACUACCUGAAAAAUAUAAGGAGAAUUUCGACGUUUCGAGCGAAGGCUCUUGACUAACCUCCUUCGAAUUUCACCUUGU
Messenger RNA from Paramuricea clavata, 2268 nucleotides. NCBI's taxonomy places the organism in Eukaryota, Metazoa, Cnidaria, Anthozoa, Malacalcyonacea, Plexauridae. The record is from the annotation of a GenBank genome assembly.